AUGGAUCAAUUGCAAAGAAUGCAAGACAUUAAACUCGAAAAAUUGAUGCAGCAAAGCAAGGUGAACAAGAAGAACCAAGUAAAGAUGCUUCUUUUGGGAGCUGGAGAGUCCGGUAAAUCUACUGUUUUGAAGCAGAUGAGAUUGUUACAUUUAGGUGGAUUCUCACCACAGGAACGAAUUCAAUACAAGAACAUUAUAUGGGCUGACACCAUUGCAAGUAUGCAAACAUUGAUCAUACAGGCCAGAAACCUUGGAAUCCAACUUGAAUCUGAUGACCCCGAGUCAGUACUAUACCAGUAUAAACAAAACAUACUGAAUUACAAGCCCCUAGAAAGUAUCGAUACACCGGCAGCUGGUGGGGUAACCUUUUUGAAGGAUUAUUUGGUAAAAUAUAGUGAAAAGAGCGCAGUUGAAAGAAGGAAUAAAAGCAGUGGCAGAGCAGACGCCGGAUGGAUGGAUGAAAACAAUUCCACAGAUGGCACUCUUGUUUCUGAUCAGCUGCUGACAGAUUAUAAGGAGACCGAUGACCUUUUGAAAGACUACAUUGUGGACAAGGUUAACACCCCAUUAACCAUUAAAAACUUGUCAAAGAAUGAUAUUGCAGAAUCCGUCGAAAGAUUGUGGAAUGACGAUGCAGGAAUCAAGCAAUGCUUCGGGAGGUCAAAUUUAUUCCAACUUGAAGGAUCAUCAUCAUACUUCUUUGAUCGGGUUCAUAACUAUGCCGACGCAAACUACGAAUGCAGUGACGAAGACAUUCUAAAAGGGAGGAUCAAAACGACAGGAAUCACCGAAACUAACUUCAAUAUCAACGGAAUAAAGUUCAAACUUCUAGAUGCUGGAGGCCAGAGAUCAGAGAGAAAGAAAUGGAUCCAUUGUUUCCAAGAUAUAACAUGUGCAUGUUUUGUUUUGGCUGUAUCUGAAUACGAUCAGAUGCUAUUUGAAGACGAGCGAGUCAAUAGAAUCUACGAGGCUAUCAUGUUAUUUGACUCACUUGUGAACUCAAAAUGGUUUGCAAACACUCCAUUCAUCCUAUUUUUGAACAAAGUUGAUCUUCUCAAAGACAAAGUGAGGAAGUCCCCUGUGCGCAAGUACUUUCCGGAUUUCGACGGCAAGAGCAACGAUGUUGAAGAUGCAUUGAGAUAUUUCGAAAAUUUGUUUCUGAGCUUGAAUAAAUCCAAGCGUCCUAUUUAUGUCCACCGGACAUGUGCAACUGAUACGCAGUCGAUGAAAUUUAUCUUGACUGCUGUCACCGACAUGGUGAUACAACAAAAUUUAAAAAAAAGUGGAUUGUUUUGA
This is a messenger RNA of Pichia membranifaciens NRRL Y-2026, 1296 nucleotides long. RefSeq lists its product as hypothetical. Gene Ontology annotation, molecular function: G protein-coupled receptor binding; GTPase activity; GTP binding. The record is from RefSeq and is a predicted model, not a curated record. The transcript has a single exon. Bases 1 to 1296 code for a protein of 431 amino acids. Lineage: Eukaryota; Fungi; Ascomycota; Pichiomycetes; Pichiales; Pichiaceae. Gene Ontology annotation, cellular component: heterotrimeric G-protein complex. Gene Ontology annotation, biological process: G protein-coupled receptor signaling pathway.